Messenger RNA from Meloidogyne enterolobii, 387 nucleotides. Lineage: Eukaryota; Metazoa; Nematoda; Chromadorea; Rhabditida; Meloidogynidae. The record is from the annotation of a GenBank genome assembly.
CAAAUGAGGGAAUUUAAAGUUGUUGUUCUUGGAUCAGGCGGAGUUGGGAAAUCUGCUUUAACUGUCCAAUUUGUUUCUAAUAAAUUUAUUGUAAAAUAUGAUCCGACAAUUGAAGAUUUUUAUAGAAAAGAGAUUGAGGUUGAUGGACAGCCUUGUGUUCUUGAAAUUCUCGACACUGCCGGGACUGAACAAUUUGCCUCAAUGCGGGAUUUAUAUAUAAAAAAUGGCCAGGGUUUCCUCGUGAUAUAUUCAAUUACCAAUCAACAGAGCUUUCACGAUAUCCGAACUAUGAGAGAUCAAAUAAUCCGCGUUAAGGGUACUGAUCAAGUUCCGAUUUUAUUAGUUGGAAAUAAGUGUGAUUUGGCACAUCAGAGACAGGUUGAAUAA